AUGAUCGACCGGCUCCACGCACAUGAUACCCGCAUUCUCAUGGAUCUGGUUGUCAAUCACACCAGUGACCAAUAUCUCUGGUUCAAAGAGUCCCGCGGUACCAAGACAAACCCCAAGCGUGACUGGUACAUCUGGCGCGAUCCCAAGUACGAUGCCCAGGGCAACCGCAAGGAACCCAACAACUGGAAAUAUAACUUCGGUGGUAGUGCAUGGGCCUUUGAUGACCAUACUGGUCAAUACUACCUCGCUCUGUUUUUACCCAGCCAGCCCGAUCUCAACUGGGAAAGUGCAGAGAUGCAUAAAGCCACCCACGACGACAUGUCCAAGCACCCAGAUCUGCCGGAUGCGAAGGUUAUCAAUGACGAGCCGUACCAGUUCGGUGCGGAAUUCUUUGCUUCCGGUCCUAAUAUGCAUGAUUACAUCCGCGAGAUCAGGACCGAGGUCUUCGACAAGUAUGACGUGAUGACGGUUGGCGAGCUUGGCUUCACGAAGGACGAGAGAUCUGUUAGCGAAUACGUCGCCAAUGACCGACAUGAGCUAAAUAUGGUCUUCACUGGUGAUAUUGUGGAUAUGGACUUCGGCCUGAACGCCAAAUCCGCAACUGCGAUGCCCAAGUUUGACGGGUGGAACACCGUCUAUCUCGACAAUCAUGACAGUGGCCGUUCGCUAUCUCAAUAUGCUUCCGAUGCCCCAGAACACCGCUCGACUGCGGCCAAAAUGCUGGCUACAUACUUGACGACUUUGAGUGGUACUCCGUUCACGCUUGCGGGCCAAGAGAUCGGCAUGGCGAACCUUGGUAAAGACUACGGGGCGGAUGCAUACAUCGAUGUGGAGGGCAGAAACUACUAUGAUGAAGUUUUGAAGUCUAGAGGUGGCAAUACCGGGAAGAUGGAUGAUGUCCUCCGGGAGCUGCAACUGAAGUCGAGAGAUCACGGAUGUCUGCCGAUGCAAUGUGAUAGUUCGCCCAAUGCUGGCUUCACCGUCGCGAAUGCAAAGCCAUGGAUGACCAUCAAUAAGGCCCACACUGAGUGGAACGUUGCCAGUCAGCUCGACGAUCCUGAGAGCAUCAUGGCUUACUGGAAACAGACGAUUGCGCUGCGAAAGGAAUACUCUGAUCUUUUCGUCUACGGAUCCUAUACCGCCCUCGAGGAAUCCGAGACGGGCGAGAUGGUGCUGGGAUAUGAGCGCAACUGGAGCCAAGCAAAUCAGGAAGCGGUUGUGCUGUUGAAUUUCUCUCAUCAAAUUCAGACUGUACCCCUGGGAAAGUAUGAGAAUUUCUCGGUUUUGAUUUCAAGCAAGGGUUGCAUUGAUCGUGCUAAAAGUCAAGUUGAGCUGCAACCACAUGGCUCAGUGGUCCUUCUAAACGCAUAG
Messenger RNA from Penicillium samsonianum, 1371 nucleotides. RefSeq names its product glycoside hydrolase superfamily. Bases 1 to 1371 code for a protein of 456 amino acids. The record is from RefSeq and is a predicted model, not a curated record. Gene Ontology annotation, biological process: oligosaccharide catabolic process. The transcript has 2 exons. Gene Ontology annotation, molecular function: alpha-amylase activity. NCBI's taxonomy places the organism in Eukaryota, Fungi, Ascomycota, Eurotiomycetes, Eurotiales, Aspergillaceae.